AAAAUUUGCCGAUAAUCGUGUUUUCCUCUUUUAUCUCGCGUGAGUGCGUGAUUUUAGAGGCCGAAAGUGCAUCUCGUAUUGUGUAACGGAUCUAGUUAUUUCCCGAACCUUUCGAUGUUUUCCUUUCCUCUAAGUAAAUAAUAGAAACAGAGGAUCUUGAUUUCCGAAGUCCGUGGACGCCGAAAUUCGCAUUCAUGUAAAAAGUACUACGUGUUUUGAGUGUAUAGUUGCAUAAACUGACUGUGAUGAUGAUGAUUCAAAGUUACAAGCUCAAAGUUUCCAGCUGAAUGUUUCGUAGUUGGACGUGACAUUUCUUCCUUCCCAAAGAAAGGCAGCAAAUCUAAUCAUCUCUAGCUGAGGCGUGUUUGAAGGUUCCCGGAAAUCAAGGCUCUCUCAGGAUGGCCGAGGUGGACCCGGAAACACUGCUGGAAUGGCUGAGCAUGGGCCAGGGUGAUGAGCGUGACAUGCAGCUCAUCGCUCUGGAACAACUAUGCAUGCUGCUUUUGAUGUCCGAUAAUGUAGACCGAUGCUUUGAAAGUUGUCCACCGCGAUCUUUCCUCCCAGCAUUAUGCCGAAUAUUUCUAGAUGAGUGUGCCCCAGACAACGUUUUAGAAGUAACCGCACGUGCAAUCACAUACUAUUUGGAUGUCUCAGCAGAAUGCACACGGAGGAUAGUUGCAAUGGAGGGCGCCGUCAAGGCGAUAUGCAACCGCCUCAUCGUAGCCGAAGUCGCUUCAAGAACUAGUCGUGAUCUUGCUGAACAAUGUAUCAAGGUUCUAGAACUGAUCUGCACAAGAGAAGCAGGCGCAGUUUUCGAAGCCGGGGGUCUCAAUUGUGUGCUAACGUUCAUCCGAGAAAAUGGCACCCAAGUCCACAAAGAUACACUGCACUCAGCCAUGGCGGUUGUGUCUCGACUGUGCACGAAAAUGGAGCCGCAAGACGCAUCACUGCCAGCCUGUGUUGAAGCUCUGUCAGUUUUGCUGAAACAUGAAGACUCGCACGUUGCUGACGGUGCCCUACGAUGUUUUGCAUCCCUAUCUGACAGAUUUACCCGUCGCGGAGUUGAUCCUGCGCCUUUAGCACAACACGGCCUAGUAACAGAACUUCUUCAUAGACUGUCAAAUGCUGCAGGCCCUACCACAGCAACGCUCUCAACGCCUGCAACCCCAGGUGCGAACACAAGCUCAUCAGUUUGCGAAACAAAAUCAUCUGCAUCUGUCUCUACCAUUAUUAGUCUUUUAUCAACGCUCUGUCGAGGGUCUCCUAGCAUAACUCAUGAUUUACUUAGGUCUGAUUUGCCAGAUGCAAUUGAAAAGGCAUUAAAAGGCGAUGAGAGGUGUACAUUAGACUCAAUGCGCUUAGUAGAUUUGUUAUUAGUUCUGCUGUUUGAAGGACGGCGAGCGCUAUCAAGAAAUGGUGGCUCAACUAGCACGAGCAGUUCAGGACAGUCAUUACCCCGUCUACGACGGCUCGAUUCAGCCGGGGAGAAAACGCACCGGCAGCUCAUCGACUGCAUCCGGAGUAAAGACACAGAUGCCUUAAUAGAAGCGGUUGAAGCUGGGGGUGUUGAGGUUAAUUUUAUGGAUGAUGUAGGACAAACUCUAUUAAAUUGGGCCUCCGCCUUCGGGACCCAAGAGAUGGUGGAAUUUUUAUGUGAUAAAGGAGCUGAUGUGAACAAAGGUCACCGAUCAUCAUCGCUGCACUAUGCUGCAUGUUUCGGACGUCCAGCGAUUGCAAAAGUUCUCUUACGACAUGGUGCUAACCCGGAUUUGCGGGACGAAGACGGUAAAACUGCUUUGGACAAAGCGAGGGAGAGAAGUGACGAGGGACAUGGAGAGGUCGCUGCCAUCCUCCAGUCGCCCGGUGAAUUCAUGGUUCCCGUGGACAAAGACAAGAAACAAGAUGUAGCAGAGCCAGAGGACACUAACGAACCGAAAGGUGAUCCUGAAAUGGCCCCUGUUUACCUUGGCCGUCUACUGCCUGUAUUUUGCGAAACAUUCCAGUCAACAAUGCUUCCCUCAGUGAGGAAAGCCUCCUUGACUUUAAUUAAGAAAAUGGUGCAUUAUAUCCAACCCUCUCUUCUAGUAGAAACCUGCAGCCCAGAAUCUGCAACAUACAAUUUAGGAACAAUGUUGGUGGAAGUGAUCGCCACCGUUUUAGAUAACGAGAUCUCAUAUUCUUGGCCCUCGAGCAAAAAUGAGUCAAAGUGUUCAAGAUCUGGCUUUAUAAAUGUGUGCCACAAGAAUGGCUUUAUAACGUUACAGAAAGAGCAAAGUACCAAAUUUAUCAUUUGCAAAGUGGUAAACCCAGAUGAUGAGGAUGGUCAUGCGACUGUGCUACAAAUCAUCCAAGACCUGAUGACCAAAGCCCAAGAUAUAUUUUUAGACCACUUUGCACGGCUCGGCAUUUUCAGCAAAGUCCUUCAGCUGGCUGGGCCUCAAGAUGUACCUGAAAAAGAACCCAAGAAAACUAGCCUAAAUGAAUCCAGUAAAAACAUGGAAGAAAGUGAUAAAGCCCCUGUCACAGAAGACUUCUUAGAAGAUGCAAAAGAAAUGUUGCCAGGUCGGGCAUACUAUUGGCACGACUGGAAUUUAGUCCGUGGCAGGGAUUGCCUUUACAUCUGGGCUGAAGUAGCAGCUCUGGAGCUCUCCAAUGGAAGCAAUGGGUGGUUCCGCUUUAUCAUCGACAACAAAUUAGCAACCAUGUACUCCAGCGGUAGCCCUGAAGGCGGCUCGGAUCCUGCUGCUAAAGGAAAAACCUCAGAAACUUUAGCUGCUGAGGAAAAUCGAAGUGAAUUCCUAGAAAAACUGCAAAGAGCUCGAUCUCAAGUCAAAGCUAACGCCACCAGUCAGCCGAUUCUAUCUCAUCCAGGGUCAACAAGGAUCGUCGUCGGAAACUGGUCUUUGUCCAGUCGGAAAGAGGGUGAACUCCACAUUCACAAUUCAGACGGGCAACAGCAAGCAACUAUAUUGAGCGACGAUACUGCUGGUUUUGUCUUUGAGUCCAAUCGAGGCACCAGGCAUACCUUCAUUGCCGAGACAACCCUUGGACCAGAAUUUUCUGCCGGAUGGACCGGGAAAAGAGGCCGGAAGCUACAAUCAAAAUUGGAAGCUCUGAAGCAAAAGGUCAAACAUCAAGCGCAAGAUAUUUACGAGAAAUACUUCCGUGCUGCCCAAGCUCAACCACGAGGUGUUGUAGCCAAGUUAGGAACUAUUGUAGCCCAGAUCGAAAGAGCUUGCCAAAAACAACAAAUGAACAGAGAUUGCAGCAAACAAGGUGCUUGGCGGGAGCUUUUAUCCGGAGCCCUUCACGAUUUAGUCCAACUUCUUCGGGAGGACGGCGUUGUAUCAGCCUACGAACUGCAUAGUAGUGGAUUAGUUCAAGCCCUUCUAGCUCUUCUGUCAACAUCCUCUUCAUGGGACAGUGGUCUAAGUCCCAGCAAGCGAGCUAAGCUCCAGAAACAACGAGUGCAAGUGUUCAAAAAUUGUUUCAAAAACAAACUUAGUGAGAACGGAAACUCUGCCAAUAUCCUCAUUCACAAACUAGUUUCUGUUCUGGAAUCAAUAGAGAAGCUUCCAGUUUACUUGUACGAAUCUCCAGGGACCAAUUUUUGUCUACAGGUCUUAACGAGGCGGCUGCGAUUCCGAUUGGAGAAAGCAGCAUCUGAGUCCUCGUUGAUCGACAGGACCGGUCGAAGCCUGAAGAUGGAACCUUUGAGCACCAUCGCACAACUUGAGAAGUAUUUGCUGAAAAUGGUGGCCAAGCAGUGGUAUGAUUACGAUCGCUCCACCUUCUCAUUCGUCCGCAAGCUGAAAGAGUCGCCUCAACAGUUGAAUUUCAAGCAUCAACACGAUUUUGACGAAAAUGGAAUCAUCUACUGGAUUGGAACCAAUGGAAAGACCUGCGGGGAGUGGGUGAACCCUGCACAAUAUGGCUUGGUCGUUGUUUCCUCUUCGGAUGGUCGAACUCUUCCGUAUGGAAAACUGGAGGAUAUUUUAUCCCGCGACUCAUCAGCUCUAAAUUGUCACUCCAACGACGACAAACGGGCGUGGUUCAGUAUCGACUUGGGAUUGUGGGUCAUCCCUUCAUCUUAUACCUUGCGGCACGCUCGCGGCUAUGGCCGGUCUGCGCUUCGAAAUUGGCUCUUCCAGGUGUCUAAGGAUGGCGUCAAUUGGACAACAUUAGUCUCGCACACAGAUGAUACGAGCCUGAAUGAGCCCGGCUCAACUGCAACGUGGCCAGUCGAUGUUUCCACCCAUAACGAAACGCAAGGCUGGAGGCAUAUCCGUAUCCAACAAUCUGGGAAGAACGCCUCUGGUCAGACUCAUUAUUUGUCACUCUCAGGAUUCGAAGUCUACGGCACCGUCACAGGCAUCUGUGAAGAUUUAGGUAAAGCAGCGAAAGAAGCAGAGGCAAAUCUGCGAAAACAGAGACGUCAUCUCCGUUCUUUGGUAUUGAAGCAGCUUAUGAUUGGGUCCCGCGUAGCGCGAGGGCUCGAUUGGAAGUGGCGCGAUCAAGACGGCUCCCCGCCAGGUGAAGGCACUGUGACUGGAGAGCUCCACAAUGGCUGGAUUGAUGUGACAUGGGAUCACGGUGGCUGUAAUUCGUACCGCAUGGGCGCUGAAGGAAAAUAUGAUUUGAAGUUGUUGACGGACAGCACCGAAGUGACUGGAAUGGCCACUUCAACUCCUAAGGCAGCUCCUCCUCCAUCUUCUAAAAUCAACAAAAGCGCAUCGGCUACAGCUGAUAACGGCGGAAAAAAUGUUAGCGUUUUAACUAGCAGGAAAUCUAGCUCAACCCCUAGUUUAUCAGAUGCAAUGGAGGUUGUCAAAACAUCUGUUGCCAGCACUGAUCAGGCUGCAUCUGCUGACAAUUUGGCUGCACAGCAAGCAGCGCAAGCUCUGGCAGAAAGUGUAUUAAGUGCCGCUCUUGCCGCAAGUUCUGACAGCAGUGGCGCCCCAGAACUUUCCGUCGUUCUCAGGGAUACUGCCAGUGACCUUGCAACCAUUGUUGAGACUCUUACUUUAGAUGAAAACAAUGCAACUAGAUCUAAUUUGAACGCUCCUAAUAAUCGACUAGAAUCGCAACAAAAUAAUUUAGAUGAAUUUAGACUGUUAUCUGUUGUUGAAACUCCUGCCAAAAUGGAUCUGGUUGGCAGCUCACAAUCGGUAGCUUUGAACCGUGCUCUCAUCUCUGCUGCAAAGAAGUUUCCCUUUGGCAAUAACUCAAGUUUAGAAGAACACACCUCUGUCUUAUCUGCGGAGACAGGUGAACUAUUUGAAAAGAUUGCGGAAGGAUCAGAUAUAGUUCGCAAUAACACCAAUAGUUUCCUAUCAGGUCUGGUGAAUAGCGCCCUACCUCCAUCAGUCAGAAUUAGCUUGUCAAAUAACAACCCGUCUGGCUCGCACAACACGGAAGAUAAGUUCGCCGCCAGCAAAGGGAAACAGCACAUCAGUUACGCGGCAGCUGUCACUGAUACGAAAAAAGAAAAGGAGAAAGAUAAAGACGCUAAAGAAAACAGUAGUAACCGAGCUCAAGCAUCGUCAAACCCAAUGAGCGUGAGUGUCCCCAAUCUCACGGCCACAAAUUCGAAUAAUAUCGAAUCCUCCAAUACUACUGGUUUACUGGAACCGUUUGCCGCCAUAACCCGCAGGCGAACAACCAAUCACGUUAACAACGCAAAUAAUACAUCAAAUAACCCAAGCAGCAACUGCUGCAAGCCUCCAAUCGCAAAUGUUUCUUCUCUCUUCCCUCGAGGACCUUCGUCGGUCUCGAGCCUAGUCCGCCUCGCACUUUCUUCAAAUUUCCCAGGUGGUCUUCUGCACUCAGCACAAAGUUACCCAAGUUUAAGUGUCGGUGUCCCAGGAGGCAACGCUCAGUCACCGCAAUGUCUCACAAUGUCACUAACCUCCACGUCCAGCGAUAGCGAACAAGUCAGCUUUGAUGAUUUCUUGGAAAAUUGUCGGGCCCCAACAUUAUUGGCAGAGCUUGAGGAUGACGAUGAAAUUCAAGAUGAUGAUGAAAACGAUGACGAUGAGAACGAGGAUGACGAUGAUUAUGAAGAAGUAAUGGUUAGCCGAAAUCUUCUUACCUUUAUGGAGGAAGACACCUACGAAACAAGGCCAGUCGCAAACAAUGUCGUGACAAGUGGAAUUGUCGGUACAAAUGUCUCCUCAUCAAACUCAAAGCGGCGAUCGUGGGAUGAUGAAUUCGUUCUUAAAAGGCAGUUCUCAGCUUUGAUUCCAGCAUUCGACCCACGUCCAGGUCGCACAAACGUAAAUCAGACAACAGACCUGGAAAUCCCGCCUCCUUCGACUGACACAGAGCCUGGUGAACAAUCGGCUAACUCCUCGUCAAACUCAUCGUCUGCUACCAUUGUGGAGCACACUCAACCUAGGCUCCGUCUCACACUUCGUGGACCCAACAUUCCCGGCGUGCAAGAUGUUGAAAUCGAACUGGUCGAUCCUCAGUGGACAAUAUUCCACGCUGUCCAAGAACUGAUUCAAAUUGCCGAUCUCGGAAGCAGGCAAGAAAAAAUGAAGCGUAUUUGGGAGCCCACUUACACGAUAAUUUACAAAGAAGCCAAGGAGGAUGAAGACUUGCUGCAGGAAAACGUUGGAUCACUCUUCGGCCGUCAAUCCGGUUCCACAACACACCGUGGCUCGAUUGUCUCUCAACAGCAAUCGCAGUCACCACUGUCGUGCACUGUGGAGCAUGUCUUGCAAUUGCUGCGGCACCUCUUCAUGAUCUCGCGGCAGCCUGAGGAACAGGACGCAGAGUUAGAUGCGCAAGUUCAAUUGGAGGAAUUCUUGAGCAAGAAGAUGACCAACAAAUUGCUUCAGCAAAUCCAAGAUCCCCUUGUUCUCAGCUCUGGAGCGCUUCCCGCCUGGUGCGAGGAGCUCAACACCUCCUGCCCCUUCUUGUUCCCCUUCGAAACACGACAGCUGUACUUUAAUUGCACUGCGUUUGGAGCCAGUCGAUCAAUUGUUUGGCUGCAAACUCAGCGAGAUGCAACAAUGGAGCGACAGAGGACACCUGGCCUCUCUCCGAGGCGAGAUGAUCCUCACGAGUUCCGUGUAGGACGACUGAAACACGAGCGUGUCAAAGUUCCAAGAGGUGACCAACUCCUUCCUUGGGGCUAUCAAGUCAUGAAGACACACGCUGACCGCAAGAGUAUUCUUGAGGUUGAAUUCAUUGGCGAAGAAGGUACCGGCCUGGGACCCACUCUGGAGUUCUAUGCUUUAAUUGCUGCUGAAUUACAAAGGAAGGACUUAGGCAUGUGGCUGUGCGACGAUGAGAAUGAAGAGCUGGAUACGGCCGGCGUUAUUGGCGUUGAUUUAGGAGAGGGAGCAAAGCCACCAGGCUACUACGUACGCAGACCCUCAGGCCUCUUCCCAGCGCCGCUUCCGCAAGAUUCCCCUGACUGUGAUAGAGCCAUCCAGCACUUCUGGUUCCUCGGCGUUUUCUUAGCUAAGGUCCUUCAAGAUAACCGAUUAGUCGAUCUUCCGCUAUCGCAACCGUUUUUGAAGUUGAUGUGUCACGGUGAUAUUCAGAACAACAUCAAUGAAAGGAUUGGUAUGCGGCAUCUGAACCGAAGUGGCUUUUAUGACAAAGAAGAAGAACUCAUGAUGUCAUCCUUGAUCUCCGAAGAAAGUGAAAAGGAGCUAGAAUUAGAUCCUCCAAAGCUUCAUGCUGAAGACACCAGGCCAUGGUUCGCUGGAAUCCUGACCGAAAACGAUCUCUACGAAGUGGACCCAGUCCGAGGAAGGUUUUUGAAAGAACUGUGUGAUCUGGCGGCUCGGAAGAGCAGGAUCGCCACUGACAACUCGCUCUCAUCAGAAGCCCGCGCUCGUCAACUGCAGAACCUUUCUCUGGUCCCUUCAGCCGCUGGCCCUGUCGUUCGACUCGACGACCUCGCAAUUGCCUUUAACUAUUUGCCCUCAUCCAGGGUGUUCUCGUUCUCCUCUGCAGAUUUAGUUCCUAAUGGCUCAGAUAUUGACGUUUCUCUAGAAAAUGUGGAAGAAUAUGUAGACCUGACUUGCAAUUUCUGUCUGGAAUCUGGCAUCAAGCGACAGAUCGAAGCCUUCAGAGACGGUUUCAAUCUUGUUUUCCCCAUCAGCAAACUGCGCGCAUUCACUCCAAACGAGGUCCGAACAAUGCUGUGCGGUGAUCAGAACCCUCAAUGGACACGGGAAGAUCUCCUCAACUACACUGAGCCAAAACUAGGCUACUCCAAAGAUAGUCCUGGGUUCCAGCGAUUUAUCAAUGUUCUAGUCCAAAUGACAGCCGAAGAGCGGAAAGCAUUCCUGCAAUUCACAACAGGCUGUUCAUCGCUCCCGCCUGGUGGCCUGUCAAAUCUCUACCCACGCCUCACGGUUGUGCGCAAAGUGGAUGCUGGUGAAGGCAGCUACCCAUCGGUCAACACUUGCGUUCACUACCUCAAGCUCCCGGACUACCCGACUGAGGAAAUCCUCCGAGAAAGACUGCUCACGGCCACCCGUGAGAAGGGUUUCCACCUCAAUUAAAUUAAUCUAAUUAAUUUAAUUAUUUUUUGGUCAAUUAAAAAAUUAUAACGUUGUUGCGAAAUUUAAUCGAGUUGUUGAAAGUUGAAUUUUUUUUUUCGUUGGGAUAGCUGUGAGAUUUUCUUUUUUUUAUUUUCUUUAAAAAAUUAUCUGCGGAAUUGUGUGGCUGUGCAAGAGUAAGACAAAUGAAGCCAGCCGAAAACGUGUCAACCAAUUUUUCGAUAGUUUUUCGUAUUAUGAAGAGUGAUAGGAACUCUGGUAUUUCAAAACUUACUUUUUUAUGUGAAUUCUGAUUCCUUUUCUCCCCUCCCCCUUCCGUUUAAACCCUUUCCAUGCAAUAACAUAGACCAAGAUCUAUAAUAUUACACUGUUGAAGCUCUGCAACACCUGCUCCUCUGCUCUCUAAUCCUCAUCACAUAAUUUUAAGUAUAAUUUUUUCUAAUUGAUCAAGCCAGAACUCCUUCGUAACUGUCUUGUAAGUACGCAAGUGACCCACUUUGAGAAGAAAGCUAGCUGAGCAGUAAUUUUUUUUUCAUCGGUGAAGAUAAAAUUAUUAAUAACACAAUUUUAAAGUAAAUUUUAAGGCUUUCUCCCCCCUCAUUUGUAAUCUCAACUCAUGUGUGUGUAUGUACUUACAAAUUUUAUAGUGAAUAAUGGGUUUCUCUCUAUAUAUCUCUUUUUUGGACUCCAGUUUGUAACUAUUCCUUUUCAUAACGUUAAAGAUUCCGUUACAACAGUUUUCAUGUUCUUUCAAGCAUAGUAUUGUCUUCCCCCUCUCAGUUUGUAUGUAUAAAGUGAUGUAAGACUGUUCAAUAAUUUCCGUUUUCUCUCACCCCCAAUUGUUUUGUACGCUUCUCACAAUACUCUCCAUAGUCUGAAAACAAGGGAUGUGCUGGAAACUGUCCCAUCAGAUUUAGUCAUCGCACCCUUCUAUUGAGAAAGUAAAUUUUGGGUUUUUAAUCUUAUUGAUAAAUUGAUAAGAAAGUGUUUUUUUUUUGGCAUCGAGUACAAAAUUGAAGGGACUCAUUUUAAUGCAUGACAAUUCGUUCAUCGCAGUAUCAGGUGAAAGGAGAAUUUUUACACCAUUUGAAAUUUUACGCUUAGAAUCCUGACAAAGAUCGUUAAAUUAGAAAGUAAUGAGUUUUUUGUAGUAGUAGCUUGUAAUCUCUAACAGAUAGGGAAGCUAAGCUUUAUUGUACAUAAAACCUGAAAAUCAUGUCUUAAGCUAAGAGUUAUGGUAAAGUGACAUUGUAUGUUCGUUUCUCCUGCUGUAUGAGUCGGCUUUGGAAAAGGGUUUAGGUUUUCAUUUUGUAAAACUAAGUAAAUAGAUGUAAAAUUAAAGCUGAGAAACCAAUUUGAAUAUAAAACUAAGUGUGAUAUUUUUUAAGUUUACUUUAGGCUCUACCCAGGUAUCUUUUAGUUUUUAACGUAUUUCCUCUGUUGGACUCCCUGCCUCUCGUAUCACUGAGGAAAAUAAAAAUGUUGAUUUUAGUUGCAGAAAGAUCAGUCACCUAAGUUUAGUUUAAUUGUUAUUCUUCUUUUUUAAUUUUAUCCACGUAGAAUUUUUAUUUUCGCCCUGAAAGAUAUUUGAAUUUUCUUGUUUUUUAAGUGUAUGUUUAUCGAUUCUCCGAUACUACUCGUACCAACUCAAAGAAUUAUUUCUAUUCUAUGUAAGAAUAUUUUGUGAUUUCUGAAGGGAUGCAGUUUCAAAUAAUGCAUCCAAUAAAAAGUAUUUAAAAAAUAAAUGA
Bemisia tabaci is the source of this 10270-nucleotide messenger RNA. The record is from RefSeq and is a predicted model, not a curated record. NCBI's taxonomy places the organism in Eukaryota, Metazoa, Arthropoda, Insecta, Hemiptera, Aleyrodidae.